AUGGGAUCAACCACUGCGGAACUGUUCUCCUCGCUUCUGGGGCUGUGGCUGCUGCUCUGUAGCUGCGUGUGCCCCGGGAGCGCCGAGCCGCGGCCCCCGCCAGAUAAGAUCGCAAUUAUUGGAGCUGGAAUUGGUGGCACUUCAGCAGCCUAUUAUCUACGGCAGAAAUUUGGGAAGGAUGUGAAGAUUGACCUGUUUGAAAGAGGAGAAGUGGGUGGCCGUUUGGCCACCACGGCUGUGGCUGGGCAAGACUAUGAGUCAGGAGGUUCUAUCAUCCAUCCUUUAAAUCUGCAUAUGAAGCGGUUUGUCAAGGACCUAGGUCUUUCUGCUGUAAAGGGCUCAGAUGGCCUAAUGGGGGUGUAUAAUGGAGAGAAACUGGUGUUUGAGGAGAGUCACUGGUUUAUCAUUACCAUGAUUAAACUAAUUUGGCACUAUGGAUUUCAGUUCCUGAGAAUGCACAUGUGGGUAGAGGACAUGUUAGAUAAGUUCAUGAGGAUCUACCGCUACCAGUCUCAUGACUAUGCCUUCAGUAGUGUAGAGAAGUUACUGCAUGCACUAGGAGGGGAUGACUUCCUUCAACUGCUUAACCGAACCCUUCUUGAAACCCUGGAGAAAGCAGGCUUCUCUGAGAAAUUCCUCAAUGAAAUUGUUACUCCUGUCAUGAGGUCUAAUUAUGGCCAAAGCAUGGGCAUCAACAGCUUUGCGGGGGCAGUGUCAUUGGCUGGUGCUGAAUCUGGCCUCUGGGCAGUAGAAGGUGGCAAUAAACUUGUUUGCUUAGGGCUCCUUCAGGCUUCAAAAGGCAAUCUUAUAUCUGGUUCAGUAAUGUACAUAGAGGAGAAAACAAGGACCAAGCAAACAGGAAAUCCCACCAAGAUGUAUGAAGUGGUCUACCAAACUGGAUCAGAGAUCCGUUCAGACUUCUAUGACAUCGUCUUGGUGGCUACUCCAUUGAAUCGAAAAAUGUCCAAUAUAACUUUUCUCAACUUUGAUCCUCCGAUCGAGGAAUUCCAUCAAUACUACCAACAUAUAGUGACAACUUUCAUUAAAGGACAGCUGAAUACAACUGUCUUUAGCUCUAGAGCCUUAGAUCAAUUUGAUCUCAGUGCAGUCUUCACCACUGAUAAUCCAGAUUUGUUCAUUAACAGCAUUGGGAUUGUAUCCCCUGUAAGAGAAAAGGAUAAUCCCAAACCAUCAACAGAUGGGACAUAUGUUUGGAAGAUCUUUUCCCAAGACAUUCUCACCAAACAGCAAAUUUUAAAGUACUUUUUGUCUUAUGAUUGUGCUGUGAAAAAGUCAUGGCUUGCAUAUCCUCACUAUAAGCCUCCAGAGAAGUGCCCCUCCAUUAUACUCCACGAUCGACUUUAUUAUCUCAAUGGCAUAGAGUGUGCAGCAAGUGCCAUGGAAAUGAGUGCCAUUGCUGCCCACAACGCUGCUCUCCUGGCCUAUCACCGCUGGAAUGAGUACACAGACAUGAUUGACCAGGAAGACUUAUAUGAAAAACUUAAAACUGAACUAUGAAUAACACUGUCUCUUUUUUCCCUUUCUAGUUCUAAAUGGAUUAUCAUUGAUAAAAAAAGAACAAAAUCUGAGCAGAGAUGAUUUUGCAUAAGAUAUCUGCCAUUAUCAUUGUUAAACAGAAGUAAUUUCUGUGGCCCUGAGAAAAAAAUACAAGGUUCUAAUUAAGAAGGAAGGCAUAACUUGGCACUUACGCCACCUCCAAAAUUUCUUCACUCCCCUUUCAGUCUCCAUUAGCAGUGUUUUUCAGACUUCUCUGAUCAUAAGUAUUAUCUGGGCUU
Messenger RNA from Orycteropus afer afer, 1796 nucleotides. It is a transcript of the gene PCYOX1, whose product is annotated as prenylcysteine oxidase 1. Gene Ontology annotation, biological process: prenylated protein catabolic process; prenylcysteine catabolic process. Gene Ontology annotation, molecular function: prenylcysteine oxidase activity. The record is from RefSeq and is a predicted model, not a curated record. NCBI's taxonomy places the organism in Eukaryota, Metazoa, Chordata, Mammalia, Tubulidentata, Orycteropodidae.